AAUCCAUCCAUGGACACGGGCGUCGCCGACACUAUUACCGACUGCAACUACGCAUCUUCGUGCUGGGAGUCCUCCAUCUUCAAGAUGAACACUGUGUGCGCCGAGUACCCGCCUCUGUACCCGCGCCUCCAGCUCAGCGCCAAUAUGCCGCCGCAGAUGAUCGCCGACAUCAUCAUGGACUUGAAGCAGCAGCGGCGAGCCGUGGACGAGAAGCGCGCCAGCGUGCUAGGCACUCUCAACAUGACCGACGACGAAGACAAUGAGGUUGUCCAUGCGGACGAGACCAGUGGGCACCUUCUCAAGAAGCGCAAGGCCGAGACCGAGAUCGGCCGACCGGUCGCCGAGUUUGCUCGCCUCUUUGUCGGCAACGUGGUGCCAAAUCCGAUGUGCUCCUAGUCGCCAAAGUCUCCUCCUCUUAUUUAAGCUCACUAAAGCACAUUCGCUCAUUCGCCU
This is a messenger RNA of Saprolegnia parasitica CBS 223.65, 453 nucleotides long. RefSeq lists its product as hypothetical. Bases 10 to 396 code for a protein of 128 amino acids. The transcript has a single exon. NCBI's taxonomy places the organism in Eukaryota, Oomycota, Saprolegniomycetes, Saprolegniales, Saprolegniaceae. The record is from RefSeq and is a predicted model, not a curated record.